Messenger RNA from Trachemys scripta elegans, 2401 nucleotides. RefSeq names its product sphingosine-1-phosphate receptor 2 (gene S1PR2). Gene Ontology annotation, molecular function: sphingosine-1-phosphate receptor activity. Gene Ontology annotation, cellular component: membrane. The record is from RefSeq and is a predicted model, not a curated record. The transcript is spliced from 2 exons. Gene Ontology annotation, biological process: sphingosine-1-phosphate receptor signaling pathway. Lineage: Eukaryota; Metazoa; Chordata; Testudines; Emydidae. The coding region runs from base 253 to 1353 and encodes 366 amino acids.
GGGCAGGGUUCGCCCCGCCGCGCACACGGGGCCGGGCCGGGCCGGAGCGGGGCGCAGAGCCGGGUCCCCCGAGGCUGGGGGGCCGGGGCCGGGGCAGGCUCCUCCCGCCGGGGGCGCAGCCACAGCCCGAGGGAACCGAGGUGACGAAUCGCUCCGGCUGCGCCCUGGCCACGUCUCCGCCGCGGCCGGCGGGAGGGACCGAGACCCGGGGCCGGGGCGCGGCGCCCCAGCGUGCACCCGCCCCCAGUGACGAUGCCAUGGCCUGCGCCCCGUGACGCCGAGCUCCAGGCGGCGCGGGCAGCCAUGGGGAGCAUCUACAAGGAUUACUUCAACCCAGACAAGAUCCGGGACCACUACAACUACACCAAGGGGUUGACAGAGGGGCAGACCUCGGGGCGUGGCGCCUUCUCCAUCGCCAUUGUCAUCCUGUGCUGCCUCAUCGUGCUGGAGAACCUGCUGGUGUUGGUCUCCGUCUGCCGUAACAAGAAGUUCCACUCAGCCAUGUUCAUCUUCAUCGGCAACUUGGCCUUCUCCGACCUGCUGGCCGGCUUGGCCUUCAUGGCCAACGUCCUGCUCUCGGGCCAGCACACCUUCAGCCUGACGCCGGUGCAGUGGUUCGUGCGGGAGGGCACGGCCUUUGCCACGCUGGCGGCCUCGGUCUUCAGCCUGCUGGCCAUCGCCAUCGAGCGGCACGUGGCCAUCACCAAGGUGAAGCUGUACAGCAGCGACAAGAACUGCCGCAUGGUGCUGCUGAUCGGGGCCUGCUGGGUGAUCUCGGUGGCCAUCGGGGGCCUGCCCAUCAUGGGCUGGAACUGCAUGGGCCGCCUGGAGGACUGCUCCACCGUCCUGCCGCUCUACUCCAAGCGCUACAUCCUCUUCGUCGUCACCGUCUUCACCGCCAUCCUGCUCUCCAUCGUGGUGCUCUACGGCCGCAUCUACUGCAUCGUCCGCUCCAGCCACGCUGAGAUCGCCAGCGUGCAGACCCUGGCCCUGCUCAAGACGGUCACCAUCGUGCUGGGGGCCUUCAUCGUCUGCUGGCUGCCGGCCUUCAUCAUCCUCCUGCUGGACACCUCGUGCGCCGUCAAGGCGUGCCCCGUGCUCUGCAAGGCGAACUAUUUCUUCGGCUUCGCCGCCCUCAACUCGGCCAUGAACCCUGUGAUCUACACGCUGCGCAGCAAGGACAUGCGGAAGGAGUUCCUGCGGGUGCUGUGCUGCUGGGGCGUGGCGGGGCGCGGCAAGCCGGCUGAGCGCUGCAUGGUGCCCCUCCGCAGCUCCAGCUCCCUGGAGCGCUGCACCCAGAAGCAAGACCUGCCCACCUCGCCCAUCCUGCGGGAAUGCACCACCUCGGUGUGAGGCGCUGCAGGGACAGUGGGCGCUGAUCGGUACGAAGGGACCCGGCCCGGAGCCGGCUCUCCUGUGGGCAGUCUGCCGGGGCAAGGCGGGCGGGGACUUGCCAGGUACUGACAAUCUGGUUUGCGUGAUCCCGUCUUCCCGAGCGCCACCCACUCCUGCCGGGAUCCUGCCUGCUCCCAGCACGGCCUCGCCCAACCCACACGCCCACGCCCACCUGGCGCGCGCCCAGGGGCUGGGCGGUGGCUGCCUGGCUCCAUGCACGCGGGCCCAGGGGCCUUUCCGGCGGAUGCUCCGCCCUGGUCUGCGUGCGGGUGAACUGCCACCUGCCCUGGUACAGGAGGAGGGGGCGGCAGCGAGGGGCUUGCUGCACCAAGGCCGGCCAGGGGGCACGGAGGGGAUCUGGGCACAGUCAGGACCAAGCCCCCACUGCACGUAUUUCCCCUCACCAGCUGGUAGCGUCAGGGCACCAGGUGCCCCCCGCAUGGCGCCCGGCCCCGGCUCAGUGCGGCAAGCAGUCGCUGUCGUGGGCAGGGUGAACUGGGGUCCUGCUCCAGCGCCGCCCCCAGAUGCUCCUCUCCCCCAAGGGACGUGCAAUUUAAACCCACCGGGGCGGCCUCGCCAGCUGACCUGUUGGGGGUUGGGUUCCUGCAGGGACCGGGGGCACGGCUGGGCUGUCUGUUGGCCCCUCCCCCCCGCAUUCAGUGCCUUUCCGUCCCCCUGUCGAGUAACAGGGGCUUGAGCGGUCACUCAGCAAGCAGGUCUGUGUCGCUGUCAGUCCAUCUGUUCAUCCCUAUGGUACUGCCUGUAUGUCUGGGGUCCCCUCGGGCCCUGCUCGCCGCACGGCCGCCGGCUGGGAUCGGAAGAGGCUGAGCAGGGAACGGGGCAAGAACCUUCCAGGGGCCCACGCUUGCUUAGAGCGAGUGUGUCUGUGCGGUGCACUGUGUGUGUGUAUGUAGGCAGUGUGUGUCUGGCUGUGCGGUGCAGUUUGGGUGUGUAGGGUGUGUAGGCAGUGUGUGUCUGUGCGGUGCACUGUAUGUGUGCAGAGUGU